Messenger RNA from Hyla sarda, 4272 nucleotides. It is a transcript of the gene EMILIN2, whose product is annotated as elastin microfibril interfacer 2. The record is from RefSeq and is a predicted model, not a curated record. The coding region runs from base 83 to 3373 and encodes 1096 amino acids. Gene Ontology annotation, molecular function: protein binding. NCBI's taxonomy places the organism in Eukaryota, Metazoa, Chordata, Amphibia, Anura, Hylidae. The transcript is spliced from 9 exons.
UCCCAUCACUUGUGAGGACUCAAUCUUCUCCAGGACUUUGUGGAGCUCCAGUCCUGAUCAGAACUUUCCUCCACAGCAUUAGAUGACUGAGCAGAUGUCAGGGAAGGCUGCCCCCACAGGAGCCACCACUCUGUGGACUAUGCUCCUUGUGGUCUUCUCUGGAUGUCUCCUGACAGAAGCCACCCCACACCUCACCUACCACCGUCCUGCGCAGAGGGGCAAGAACUGGUGUGCUUACAUUGUGAACAAGAAUGUCAGCUGUACUGUCAUGGAUGGGACUGAGAGCUUCAUCCAGCCUCAGUACAGAUGUUCCUGGAACCAGAUCCCCUGUCAACCAACACUAGCCUAUAAGAUUGGCUUCCGACCUAGGUACAUAACAUCCUACAAAGUUGUUACUGAGAUGGAAUGGAGAUGCUGCCCUGGGUUUAGGGGUGAAGACUGCAAGGAAGGCCCUACGGAUAAGGCCAAACAGACCCCUAUACAAACCCCUCGGCCAAGUGGGGGGAAGAAAGAUCAAGAACCGAAUGGACAAAAGCAAAAACCUUUGGACUCUAAAAAAGAUUUACAAGAAUUAAAUGAAGCACAAGAGAAAAAGAUUCAGACUCUUGAGGAGGAAAUGCUCCGACUUACACAAUCUGUUAUUGACUUGCAAACCUCUUUGUCUGGUGUAAAUGAAAACCUGAAGAUCACUAUUCAAGAAGAUGCCAGUAAAUUUUUAAAUACAUGGCUCAACAACUUGACACCAACAGCCAGUGCUACUGGUGGUAAGACAGAGUACUACCUACCAGGGUUCACUGGGAGUGCUGAGAAAGAGGAUGGACUAAAAGAUCUAGUGUCUGAAUUAACAAAUGCCCGAGAAGAACUUCAACAGAAGACUGAUCAACUUGACGAACUAACCAGAAAAAUCAAUUUGUAUGAGGAACGUCUAAUAGGUAUUGAAGAAAUGUCCCAUCGUCCAACAGCCACAGCCCCGGAUUCUAAUAUAGAUGAUAAACUGGAAGCUCUGAGAAAUGAGAUGCUUGAAGGAAUGGACAGAAAAAUGGCUGACCUCAAAAACUCUUGUGAGUAUAAACUGAUCAAUGUUAAGCAACAAUGUGAAGAGAAUGAGAAUAGCUGCACUGAAGUUAAAGAUUUCAUUCUUGAAAAAGAGACUGAACUCCGUAAUGAAAUAAACAAGCUGAGAUCUCAAUUCGUAUCUGCACCAGAAAAUGGUUCAAACUGUUGCAAAAAUGACAUUGACGCUGCACUAAAGAAUUUGGGUCAAAAGAUUGAUAGAAUUGCUGAAGCCAAUGUGGUUCUUAAUGCUCGACUAGACAGUGAGGUACAACGUUUGAGCACCUUAUCCCCAGACCAGUCUUGGAAUGAAAAAUUAACUGAUUUAGAGUUUAAGGUCAAUAUUUCAGAAAGAAAUGUAGAGGAGCAUUGCUUCUAUAUUGAAGACACCUUGAGAGGUUUAAUAAACAGUAGUUUUGACAACAUGAGCAAUCGAAUAGAUGAGAGACUUCACUUACUGGAGAAUAGGUUGGGUGAUGGCACAGACAGUCAUCAUCCUGCUGACUCAGACAGCUCAAUCGCCACUUCUGUCUAUAAUGAGGUUAAUGACCUGAGGAAUGUGGUGCAGAAGCUGGACAAUGAGUUGAAAUCUGUUCUACAUGGCAAAGAAGGCUCUUUGAGCAACAUCAAUGACUACAACAAUAAUUAUGAAGUACUGGUUCAGACUCAGCUGGAUAACGCUCUUCUUUUAAAGUCCCUCACUGAUACAAUGAAUGAAAAAUUUGAGUUACUGCAAAACAAGACUUCUGAUUUAGAAGGAUUGAAAACUGAACUAGGAAUGGUUAAAUUUGAUUUAUACAGGAUUGAAGACAGUGUUGAUUUAUUAAAUGAUAAGUUUGUCUCAUUGAAAGACCAGGUACAGGACAUCAAUUCUACUUUCCUUGAUACUCAGCUUGGUCUGUCAGCAAAAGUUGAUGUUGUCCAAAAAGCUUUUGGUACUACCUCUGAUUCCGCUACCUCCGAUUCCGCUUCUAAAAAUGGCAACUGUUGUAACAAUCUCCAAGACAGUUUUGAAGUCCUAAAGCGUGAACUAACUUCUAACAAAGGGAAGUGCCCUGAAAAUUCUCAGGGAAUUAGGACGGAGCUUUCUAAUGUUGAUGCCAGAGUUUCAAAGUUGGAAAAUGUAUGUGGAAAGUUGGACACUAUCUCUGGCAGCCUGCAAAGGAUUAAAGAUGGGCUUAACAAACAUGUAACCAGUUUAUGGAACUGUAUAAACAGGAUCAAUGGGACAAUAAAAUCGCAUUCCAAUGACAUUUAUGGUCUGAAGAAUUCUGUCCAGGUGUUCCAGACACAGAUAACCAAAAUCACAACUGAUUUACAAGAUCUUACCAAGAGCAAACCAGGAGAAGGAUCCACUCCAAAACACACAGUACAAAUUAAGGUUAUACCUCCACCAAGAGCAACAGGUGAACCAAAAUACCCACAAGUUCCUCAAGAGCCAAUAUACCCCCAGGUACCCAUAGUUCCUUCAAUUCCUCAACAGCCUGUAGAACCUCAAGAACCUUUGUAUCCAACCAAGCCGAAGUCCCCAUCCCAGCCAGGACAACCACAACUACCUCUAGAUCCUAGCAACACAAAGCCAAAGCAACCACCAACCAAACCAGAGCCACCUACCUCUUCAGGGUCUGUUGUUAUACCAUUGGUUCCUCCCCGCAAUGGAGUCAUUUUAGAGCAUGGUCAAGCAGGCCCACCUGGUAGAAUGGUACAAACUGGAUCAGCAAGGCCACAAGGUGCUAAUGGAGAGCAAGAUAUGCAGAUGUCAAAAGGUUUUGCUGGAGCACCAGGAUAUCCCAAGCCAGCCAAAGAUACAAAAGAUGAAAUAUCAAUCCCUACAUUUUCAGAAUCUAGAGGAGCCAGCGCUACAACUGUCCAGUUAUCGUUCUCCGCCGGACUGACUGAAAAACCCAGCUCUUUAGAUGUCGGCUUCAUUCUCUUUAAUAAUGUUCUAGUUAAUGAUGGCGGGCACUAUAACCCUGAGACAGGUAUCUUCACAGCUCCCAUCGAGGGCCGUUACAUGAUCUCUGCAGUCCUCACUCCAGAGCAUGGCCAUCACGUGGAGGCCAUUUUAUUGGUGUCCAAUGUCUCCGUGGCACAGCUGGAUUCCUCUGGCUACAGACGAGAGCUCUUGGAGCAUCACAAGCCGCUCUCCAGUAGGCCGGUUUGCAGUGGAAUGGGCACAUUCAAUCUUAUUUUGAACUUGAGAGCCGGAGAUGAAGUUGCCAUUAUCUUGACUGGAGGCACACUGGCAAACUCAGACUCUGACGAAAUGUACUCCACAUUUAGUGGUGCCUUAUUAUACCCAACCACCCCCCUCAGAUAGCUUAAUUCCUAAUAAAGAGACAUUCAGAAGAGACAUUCAGGGCAAAUGGAUUUGAAGUGUUAAUAUAUACUAUUUGUACUAAUUGUGACUGAAUGUAUAAUAUAUGCUGUACCUCAUGGUAUGCACACUAUAUAAGAAAUGACUUUUGCCUUUCUGCUGACUUUUCUGCUGGUAUUUUUUAAAAUAUUCCUUAAAAAUGCAACUUUGUGCACUGUUCAGACUUUUUAUACAUUUUUUAUCAUCACUGAAAUGUAUUUUAGACUUUUAUAUUGUCCUGCACUUUUUAGGUCAGGAUCCUAAAUGCUUUAUUUAAUGUUCUGCAUGUACCCAUUUGUCUUUAUUUAAAUGUGGUACUUUCAGGAAUGUGUGUUCUAUAAAAUGUAAACUAAAAGCAAAAAAGAAACUAUACAUACAAAAACUAGUGCCUUAUGUCACCAAUGGUCAUAAAGAAAUGUUAUGAUCUGGGGUAUGAUAAAGGGUUUUCUAUGGAAUUUUCUAUAAAAAGUGAUUGUGUUUUAUCAAUUUCUAGGAAUUUUCGGCUGUCUUGUUGGGAAAAAAAGUGAAUGAUAUCUCUAGGGUUUUUAUUAUAUUUAAAUUUUUUUACAUAAUAAAAACAUAGGCAUAGCUAUAGCUGCAGAUCUGCAAACAACACUGGAUAAAGGGAAGGCAAAUACAUAUACAGUACUAGUCAAGCAUCUGAUUACUUAUGAAACCUUGUUUUUCACCCAGGAGCAAGUGUCCAAGAGGCAAGGCUGCGCUGUUGAAGUGCCAUAGUAUCACCUGCCUCCUCGGUUCCCCACCCCUACCUCUUACCUUGAUUGGCAUUCAGGGCUCAGCCUUCAGCAUUGAAGGGGUACCCCACUGGCCAGCAUUCGGAAGUAAAUGUCCUGAACGCUGUU